Messenger RNA from Bursaphelenchus xylophilus (pine wood nematode), 4078 nucleotides. The record is from the annotation of a GenBank genome assembly. NCBI's taxonomy places the organism in Eukaryota, Metazoa, Nematoda, Chromadorea, Rhabditida, Aphelenchoididae.
AUGCAGAAGAAAAAAGUGGUCGAAAAGUAAGUUUAAAUAUUUGUUUUGGCUAAAUAAGUUGUUUUAGACAGGUUACAGCAGCUGAUCGAACUAAAUUGAGGUUCCUGAGCUACAUUCGUUCCAAGAAAUGGUUCCAGGAGAUGGAAAAGGAGGCGGGUUUGAGGAGCGAGCCAGAUGUAAGAAUAUUUUUGAGCGUUUUUUGGAUUUACAGAAUUUUUCGAGAGGUUACGGUAGGAAUUUCCGAAAAUUGGCUUUUUCUUGUAAGAGUACCAGGUAAAUUGAAAUAUUUUCCGGCCAUGAUGCUCGUGUUCGGCCCCAAAUUGUUUUCCAACAGAAACGUCAGAUCUCUUGCAGAAAUCCUGGGGCCUGUCCCACUAACAAAGCGUAGCGCGAAUCACGAAUUGGAAGCGCGAAAAAUCAUGCAAAAGCGAGAGAGGUGAGAGAAAAAGCGGGCUCUCUCGGAAAUCCGCGCUACGGUUUUUUUGUGCUAAAUACCGAAAUGUGUUUACUUUUUUGGCUGUAACUCCUUUCAAUGACGUCCGAUUUACAUGAUUUCAAAAACCAUCAACAGAGAAGACACACAGCUUCCAGAAAACGUAAAUUUUGUCUGCUUUGACGCGGAUUAAAGCUCCCCGCCAAGACGAAUUACAUUUUCCUCCUCAAGAAUCACGAUUCCAAAAUGUCGUAUUUUCAAGUAAAAUGUAUCCUUAAACUACUCAUCAUAACCCCCAAAGCUGAUAUUGUCAUUUAUCAGCCCAAACUGCCCCUUCCAAGCCCAAACUGCCCAUUCCAAGCCCAAUUUUGAUCUCCCCUUGCCAUAAUUAGUUUGAAUCACAAAAACAUUUACGUUUUAAAAUAUUUUUUUGGCAGGGCAAAUUUGGGCUGAUAAAACCGCCCCAGUCCCUCUGGGAGACGAAUCGAGCAAUUUUUAAAAAAAAAAAUUUUAAAACGUAAAUGUUUUUGUGAUUCAAAGAAAUUAUGGCAAGGGGAGAUCAAAAUUGGGCUUGGCAGGGCAAAUUUGGGCUGAUAAAACCGCCCCAGUCCCUCUGGGAGACGAAUCGAGUAAUUUUUUAAAAAAAAAAAUUUUAAAACGUAAAUGUUUUUGUGAUUCAAACAAAUUAUGGCAAGCGGAGGUCAAAAUUGGGCUUGGAAUGGGCAGUUUGGGCUUGGAAGGGGCAGUUUGGGCUGAUAAAUGACAACAUCAGCUUUGGGGGUUAUGAUGAGUAGUUUAAGGAUACAUUUUACUUGAAAAUACGACAUUUUGGAAUCGUGAUUCUUGAGGAGGAAAAUGUAAUUCGUCUUGGCGGGGAGCUUUAAUCCGCGUCAAAGCAGACAAAAUUUACAUUUUCUGGAAGCUGUGUGUCUUCUCUGUUGAUGGUUUUUGAAAUCAUGUAAAUCGGACGUCAUUGAAAGGAGUUACAGCCAAAAAAGUAAACACAUUUCGGUAUUUAGCACAAAAAAACCGUAGCGCGGAUUUCCGAGAGAGCCCGCUUUUUCUCUCACCUCUCUCGCUUUUGCAUGAUUUUUCGCGCUUCCAAUUCGUGAUUCGCGCUACGCUUUGUUAGUGGGACAGGCCCCUGAUUCCUUCAUUUCAAAUUCUCCUAUACUCCCCGCCAAAAGUUUUGACCCCCCUUCUAACUCGGCCCAAAGUGUACCAAUUUGGACCCAAUUUGGUACGUAGUCUACUGAUAACCUUGUAGUAAAAAAUAUCAUAGUGGGACAAACCAUAUAGCUGUAUUUCAAAAUCCAGGGACAAUUUUCAAAAAUCACCUCAAAAAACGGGACAAAAGUUUUGACCCCCCUGCAAAAAAAUGAAAUAUCGCCAGCGGAGGUAACGAGAACCUUUUGGAACCUGUGUCCCAUACCUGAACAUGGGUUAAUAAAUGCUUUUUUGUUGAAUGCUUCGUUGCAUUUGAUGAUGCAACGCGUUAAACUGAUUUUGAUGUAGAGCUGCCCAAAAUGGUAAAAAUCUUGUACUUUCGCUUUCUAAAAGUUUCAAAUUAUGUUCACAUCAUGUGAUUUUGACGUGUUAUAACCUGCAUUAAUCUUUUAUUUUCGAAAAAAGUCCAUGAUGGCCUAGCGGUAUCGAUUCGGCCGAUAUCCAGUUGUCAUGGUCAGCCUUGGUGAGCCAUUUGCUCUUUGACUAAAGGUCUAGAUGGGGUCGCUGGGUCCUCAAUCUAAUCCUGAGACUUGUGUCUACCCUCAAAACAAGAAUAAACCCCCGCUGACACGAUCCCAAAUGGUUUGUAGAUGCAACUUUACCGAUCUGCACCUUAAAGAAAAACCCACGUUUUUCAAAUGGAUUUUUUGCGAACAAAAACGGCUUUCAUUUGAUGGGCCAGGUAAUUUACGACGCUACAGCACCCGCCAUACUCAUUUGAGACGUAUGGAACGCCAAAUGGGCGGUGGGGAUGGCAUCGUACUCGGGGGCAUCUACAGUAACGGCAAACUUAAGAUUAAGGUGAAUGAAACCUAUUCCAAAAUGUGUCAAAUCGAAACCUUUGUCCCUGCUGAGAGUAAAUAGGAGUCUCAGGAUUAGAUUGAGGACCUAGCGACCCCAUCUAGACCUUUAGUCAAAGAGCAAAUGGCUCACCAAGGCUGACCAUGACAACUGGAUAUCGGCCGAAUCGAUACCGCUGGGCCAUCAUGGACUUUUUUCGAAAGGAAAAGAUUAAUGCAGGUUAUAACACGUCAAAAUCACAUGAUGUGAACAUAAUUUGAAACUUUUAGAAAGCGAAAGUACAAGAUUUUUACCAUUUUGGGCAGCUCUACAUCAAAAUCAGUUUAACGCGUUGCAUCAUCAAAUGCAACGAAGCAUUCAACAAAAAAGCAUUUAUUAACCCAUGUUCAGGUAUGGGACACAGGUUCCAAAAGGUUCUGGUUACCUCCGCUGGCGAUAUUUCAUUUUUUUGCAGGGGGGUCAAAACCUUUGUCCCGUUUUUUUGAGGCGAUUUUUGAAAAUUGUCCCUGGAUUUUGAAAUACAGCUAUAUGGUUUGUCCUACUAUGAUAUUUUUUACUAAUAGGUUGUCACUUGACUACGUGCCAAAUUUGGUCCAAAUUGGUGCACUUUGGGCCGAGUUAGAAGGGGGGUCAAAACUUUUGGCGGGGAGUAUAUUUCUCGAUUUUUAAUCAUUUUCCAAGUUUUCAGAAGCCGAACCUCGAAUAUUCACGAAGUGAUUUGAUGCAAAUCAACUUUGAUCCCAAUUUCAACGUUGACGCCUGGGAUUACUUGGCCGACUUAGACCACGAUUUUAAAAAGAUAAUCGCUGAGGAAAGAGAUGUCACCAAACGAAUUGCUGCCAAAUUCUGGCAGUUGAGGGAGAGCCGCAAAAAAUAUCUCUUGUGUGGCCUUAGAGGGCAAAAGGCCAGUAAAUCCGUGGAAAACAAACGGCUGAAAGCGGACUAUAAGAAUCUGAAGGAGGAGAAGAAAGAGCUCAAAGAGUGUUUAAAAGAGAUCAAGCACUUGAAUAGUAAGUCUGAUGGCACAAAAAGCUUCGUAGAAGUCCUGUAUAUGCCCCGGGAAAGUUUUACCUAACAAUAAGUACAUAUUUGUCAAGUUUGAUUUGUCAAGUUUGACUGAAUCAUUUACAGAUAUUCUGAAGCCGUAUGCCAAGCAAAUUGAAGCCAAGAGACGCGCAGAAGAAGCCUUUAGAUCUUUUGGCCCAACAAAAUCGUCAUUGGAAACUGUUCCGAAAGAUUUUUUGUAAGUAAUAUUUCUCGAGGUUACUGUAAAAUACGCCAUGGUUAUUACAAAACAAAUAUUGUACACGCUUCAGCGAAGUCUUGCGAGAGAUUGAAGAGAAAAAAGAUCAGCCAAUCUCUAGAUUCUCGCAAAUCGAAGAGAAAAUCCCAUCUUCUGAUGACUCAACAUCUGAUUCUUCGUUUUUGGACCCACCAGUGUUUAUAUGUAAGUUUGGGAGUUUCGGUUUGGCCUUAGACAGUCUUAUUUUUUUAGUUGAGGUCUCACAUAGCGAUGAAGUAACAUUUAAAUCCGAUAAUGAAGCCCCCGAUUCGAUGGUUUGGAACGACGAUUACCUCUCUGAUUACAUCAUUGACGUUUAUAACAAAUGUCUGUAA